This is a messenger RNA of Bolinopsis microptera, 1706 nucleotides long. Its product is annotated as serine/threonine-protein kinase RIO1-like. The record is from RefSeq and is a predicted model, not a curated record. Gene Ontology annotation, biological process: maturation of SSU-rRNA. The coding region runs from base 8 to 1618 and encodes 536 amino acids. Gene Ontology annotation, molecular function: ATP binding; protein serine/threonine kinase activity. NCBI's taxonomy places the organism in Eukaryota, Metazoa, Ctenophora, Tentaculata, Lobata, Bolinopsidae. Gene Ontology annotation, cellular component: preribosome, small subunit precursor; cytosol. The transcript is spliced from 14 exons.
UUUGAGGAUGGCCAAUGACAUCGACAGGUUUGCUGAUGCAGAAGAGGACUGCGCACCUAGACAGCCCAACAUAGAGAUCAAAUUCUCAGACAGAGCAGUGACGUCAUCAUACGAUAGUGACGUCAGUGACUACGACGAGGCAGAUGAUGGGUUCUAUGAGGCUGACUUUAAACCUGUGAAGAGUAGUGGUAACGCUAAUUCCACCAAGGAACGCACGAGUAACUCCUUCCAGCCUCAAGAGAAAGUGCUAAGAAAGUUCGCCUCUAAGAUAAACGUAGAGAAGUAUGAUGGCCCCACCUUCCUACCUCGUCACAUCUCUACUGCUCUGUCUGAACACAGUAAAACUCAGUCUGUUAAAACUGUUAAAUCUAGGGAUAAAUCAGAUCGUGCAACUGUAGAGAUGGUGUUAGAUCCUAGAACUAGAAUGAUUCUUUACAAGUUCCUUAGUAAGAAUGUUAUAUCAGAGAUUAACGGAUGUAUAAGCACAGGUAAAGAAGCUAACGUUUACCACGCCACCUGCAAUAACGGACAGCCAGAUUGUGCUAUUAAAAUAUUCAAAACCUCGAUCCUUACCUUCAAAGACAGAGACAGGUACGUGACGGGAGAGUUCCGAUUUAGACACGGCUACAGUAAACACAAUCCCAGAAAGAUGGUCCGCAUGUGGGCGGAGAAGGAAAUGAGGAAUCUCAUCAGAUUAGAAACAGCUGGAAUACCAGUGCCACACCCAGUUAUCCUGCGUAACCACGUGUUAGUUAUGGAGUUUGUGGGGAGUAACGGCUGGCCGGCCCCCCUGCUCAAGGACGUGAAACUGAACGAGUCUAAAGCCAGGGAGCUAUACCUGUCUGCUAUUAAAAUAGUGAGGGACAUCUACCAGAAGGCGCUGCUGGUACACGCGGAUCUGAGCGAGUUCAACAUCUUGUUUAAUGACGGAGAGCUGAGGAUAAUAGACGUGUCUCAAGCAGUGGAACACGACCAUCCCUCAGCUCUGGAGUUCCUGAGGAAAGACUGUUCUAAUAUUACUGAUUUCUUUAAGAAGUUCGGAGUACCGGUUAUGUCAGUAAAAGCGUUGUUUAACUUUGUUACUGACAAGUCAAUUACUGACGAGAACAUUGAACAUUACCUAGACACUGCAGAGGAGAUAGCUUUACAGGGUCAAGAGGAAGAGGAAGAUACUGUCGACGCAGAGGUUUUCAAGAAGUCCUACAUUCCAAGAGUGUUAGACGACGUCAAGAACUUUGAACAAGAUCUCUCCAAGAUUAAGUCAGGGGAGGGUAAGGAGGUGCUGUACAGAGAGGUUAUAGGGAUGUCUAACGACAUGAGGACUGGAUCUACACAGCCAAGAUUAUUGGAGACAAAUGAUUCAGAGAAUGAAGAAGAAUCAGACUCCGAGGAGGAGUGUGAAGAACAGAACAUGGAGGUAGAUGAUCCAGAUGAAAAAGACAUGGAGGAAGAAGAGGCGGACAAUACUCUUCACAACACCUGCCAUAAGAAACUCAGUAAAGAGGAAAACAAGGACCGGAGAAAACAGUUUAAAAUAGCCAAGGCUGAAAACCGGACACUCAAAACCCCCAAACAUCUGAAAAAGGCCAGGGAUAAAAAGUACAAAAGUAAAAAGUAGUUUUAUUUUAUUGUUCUGCUGAGGAUGGGGUAUGACACGAGUUUUUAUCUUGUUUAUUUUAUCUGGUUAUUUAUUUUAUCCUAGAGAA